GUUCUAUCUUACUCGAUGGCAGAAGGAAGCGCAAAGUAUCUGAACUUCAUUAGGUUAUCGUAAAAUAACUCACCUCCUUCUUCAACUUUCAAGUUCAAGUUUUCUUCUUCUCUCAUCGAAAAAUAAUAAUCAUUUGUAUUUAUUUUGAAAAAAAUCCAUUGAAAAAAUGCCUGCUGUUAGAGGUGAUGGAAUGAGAGGCUUGGCUGUCUUCAUAUCUGAUAUCAGGAAUUGUAAGAGUAAGGAGGCAGAAAUAAAGAGGAUCAACAAGGAGCUUGCAAAUAUCCGUUCAAAAUUCAGAGGUGACAAAACUCUUGAUGGAUAUCAGAAGAAGAAGUAUGUUUGCAAACUACUUUUUAUCUUCCUUCUGGGUCAUGAUAUUGACUUUGGCCACAUGGAAGCUGUCAAUCUUCUCAGCUCCAAUAAGUAUUCUGAAAAACAGAUUGGAUACCUUUUCAUCUCUGUGUUGAUCAGUGCCAAUAAUGAGUUAAUGAAAUUGAUCAUCCAGUCUAUUAAGAAUGACCUAUCAUCUCGAAACCCCAUCCACGUCAACCUUGCUUUACAGUGCAUUGCUAACAUUGGUAGCAGGGAGAUGGCAGAAACAUUUGGAUCUGAAAUUCCUAAACUACUAGUCUCUGGGGAUACAAUUGAUGUAGUCAAACAAAGUGCAGCACUCUGCUUGUUGCGACUGCUCCGGACACUGUCUGAUAUAAUACCCAGUGGUGAGUGGACUUCUAGGAUUGUGCAUCUUCUCAAUGAUCAGCACAUGGGAGUGGUAACUUCUGCUGUUAAUCUCAUUGAUGCUCUAGUGAAAAAAAAUCCAGAUGAAUAUAAAGGCUGUAUCUCUUUAGCUGUUUCAAGACUUAGUAGAAUUGUAACAGCAUCAUACACAGAUCUACAGGACUACACAUAUUAUUUUGUUCCAGCCCCUUGGCUAUCUAUGAAAUUAUUGAGACUUCUACAAAAUUAUCCCCCACCUGAGGACCCAGGAGUUCGAGGGAGACUCAUAGAGUGUCUUGAGACCAUUUUAAAUAAAGCACAGGAGCCUCCAAAAUCUAAGAAGGUUCAACACUCCAAUGCCAAAAAUGCUGUUCUGUUUGAAGCAAUCAGCCUGAUCAUUCAUAUGGAUAGUGAACCAAAUCUCCUUGUUAGAGCUUGUAAUCAGCUAGGCCAAUUUUUGCAACACAGAGAGACAAAUUUGAGGUACUUGGCCUUAGAGAGCAUGUGUUUGCUGGCUACAUCAGAAUUUUCUCAUGAAGCUGUUAAAAAACACCAGGAAACUGUUGUCACUGCCCUGAAGACUGAAAGAGAUGUCAGUGUCCGUCAGAGGGCAGUAGAUUUACUGUAUGCUAUGUGUGAUAAAACUAAUGCUGAAGAAAUUGUUGGAGAGAUGUUGAAUUACCUGGAAACAGCUGAUUAUUCAAUACGUGAAGAAAUGGUUAUGAAAGUUGCCAUUCUUGCUGAAAAAUAUGCCUCAGACUAUACCUGGUAUGUAGAUGUUAUUCUGAAUCUCAUCCGCAUUGCUGGAGAUUAUGUUAGUGAAGAGGUUUGGUACAGAGUUAUACAGAUUGUCAUCAACAGAGAAGAUGUUCAAGGGUAUGCUGCCAAGACCGUUUUUGAGUCUUUGCAGGCUCCAGCUUGUCAUGAAAACAUGGUAAAAGUUGCAGGAUAUAUUUUAGGAGAAUUUGGAAACCUGAUUGCUGGAGAUCAGCGAUCAAGUCCUUUUGUCCAGUUUAACUUGCUACAUUCGAAGUAUCACCUAUGUGCAGCACAAACUAGGGCCUUGUUGCUUACCACGUAUGUCAAGUUCGUCAAUUUGUUUCCAGAGAUCAGAGUAGAUAUUCAGAAUAUACUGAAGAGCAAUAGUAAUGUCAGAAACUCUGAAGUGGAAUUACAACAGAGAAGUAUGGAAUACCUUCAGUUGAGUCAGAUUGCUAGUUCAGAUGUUCUGGCCACUGUUCUUGAAGAAAUGCCACCCUUCCCAGAACGAGAGUCUUCAAUUUUGGCCAUCUUGAAGAAGAAGAAACCAGGAAUGAGUGAAGGAGUGACUGGUCCUCUCAAGGAGAACAAACAUCCUGCUGCAGUGAUAAAUAACACAGGAGUCUCAUAUACGAAAAAUUCAGAGAAUGCCCCCUCAUUGGCAGUUUCUGCAGAUUUGCUUGGUAUUUCUUCCUCACUGCAUCAACCAACCAUCAAUUCAGCUCCACCAGCUUCAUCAAAUAACACAAGCACAAAUCUCUUAGUUGAUGUCUUUGGUGAAACUACGUCUCCAACUGCUGGAGGAGCAAAAUCAGCAAUUGGUGAUGGAAUUAUUGUGAAAAAUGAAGAAAGCUUAAAAAAGUUCAUCUGCAAACACAAUGGUAUACUGUUUGAAAAUGACCUCUUGCAGAUAGGGAUAAAAUCUGAAUACCGACAGAACCUGUGUCAAAUGGGGUUGUUUUAUGGCAACAAGACUAACUUUCAAUUCCUUAGUUUCACCCCAAGUAUUUCAUCUCCUAAUAACCUAUCAACAAAAUUGAACAUUCAAGUGAAACCAGUUGAUACUGUUGUUGAAGCAGGUGCCCAGGUUCAUCAGAUACUGAAUGUAGAGUGCAUAGAGGAUUUUACAGACCUUCCCUUGUUAACUAUUCAGUUCAUAUACUGUAAUGUCCAGCAGAAGUUAACAUUGCGUCUCCCACUUACUAUAAAUAAGUUCUCGGAACCAACAGUCAUGAACUCAGAAUCAUUUUUCACAAGGUGGAAGAAUCUCAACAACCCAACUCAAGAGGCACAGAAAAUUUUCAAGGCCACUUAUCCUAUGGAUUCAGAAGCAGUGAAAGCAAAGCUAAUAGGAUUUGGAAUACAACUGUUGACUGGUAUUGAUCCCAACCCUGAAAACUAUGUAUGUGCUGGAAUCAUUCACACUCGUACUCUACAAGUAGGAUGUUUGAUUAGAUUAGAACCCAACACACAGGCUCAAAUGUACCGUCUUACUAUUAGAUCCAGUAAAGAUACGGUUUCUAAGGAACUCUGCAAGCUGCUACAUGAAUUAUUCUGACCUCAUUCUACCAUUGACAACAUCUUCAUGUUUAUUUCUGCAUGUGCAGUUUAAAAACCUGUCUGUAGAGCAGGCAGAAGACAAACGUCAGAUUUGGAAAAAAUAUCUUCAACCUAAACAUUAUCUGCAAAAAUGGAAUUUCAUGGUUUUAACAUUUUACGGAGGUUAGAUAUAUGUUGACUGUUUGUCACCUCUCUCUCUACCUGCCACUUUAUACACCUAAUAGUGACCCAGGAAGAAUAAACAACAAAAAGAUAAAUGCAGAAAGAUUUGAUUUAACCAGUGUGUGUUAUUGUACCAUGAUCUAAAAACAAAACAUGACAAAUAUUGUGACAAACAAAAUUAAAUCAAAAGUUUAUAAGGGGAAGUAUAAGUCUAAUAGAUGAUAAAUAAAUGUUUUAUUAUUAACUUUGUAUUGAAUCAAAAUGUAUUAUUGUUUUUCAGAUUUUUUUAUCAAAUACUGUAGUAAUAAAUUACCAAAAAAAAUUAAUUCUUAGGGUCUUGAGAGUGACCUCAAAUAUUUUGUAGUAGAUGUAACCAGGAAAUACUAUUUUGAGAAUGAGAAUUUCUUCUUGCCUUCUGUAUGAUUUUCUUUUUAAUAUUGUUUAUUUCUGUACUAGUAUUUGACAAUAAACAGCAAAACAACUCAGUUUUAAUUUUCCACUUAAACAUUGUUCAUUGUUAAUGAACUAUUUUCUGAACUUGUGUUGUAAAACAAGUCAUGCACAUGAUUUUUUUUUCUUCUUCAAUCAUUAACUUUUUAUUUACAGAAAUAUAUUUACUCUUGUGCACUUUUACAGUUUUGUGCUGCAUUCUUUCCAUGUUAGUGUUAUGAAGUGUUAUCAUAAGUGGAACAACCACUUCAUUUUGUCUUCUAAAUCAUGUAAUAGAAGUAUAAUUGUAAAUUAUUGUCAAACAUUCCAUUUACAAUUCCUGUUCUUUCACAUAACUUAAAGCAGGUUUUAACAAGUUAAACUAUAAGGCUUCUGUCUUUUUUUAAGAUGUGUGCGAUUCUAUAAAAAUUGUGACUAAGAAUUUUGUACUUUAAAGUAUAAGUGCAGUAAUUUUUAUCUAUUACACAUGCUUACAUGAGCUUAUGCUUCAAGAUGAAAAUGUAUUAGAACAAAUAGUAGAUAUACAGUAGAUAAUCAACUUUAAUAUUCUAAAGUAUUCAAUUCUUGAAACUUAAUAGCAGUUAUGUUGCAUAUAAAAAAGUUGCACAUGCAUAUCAUCAGUAUGUUUAUUACAUCAAAUCUAAAUAGAUGUUUGCAUGAAUUUAGGAGAGUUAUGCAAAAUGUAUGUAUAUUAGUUAAUAUAUGUUCUUUUUGUAUACCUUUUGUAAUAUUUUGUUUUUAAAACAUUAUUACAAGCAUUAUGCUGCAUAUUUAGUGAUAAUUCUCAUUUUGACUUUUUGAAAUAACAGAAGCAUAAAGAAAUGCUGUUUAGUUUAGUUAAGGAAUUCAAUAAACACACUUUUGUUCAUGAGUUUACACAUCUGUAACUGCUGAAAGCCCUGCGAGUUUUAGUAAGUGGUGAUGUAUUUACAUUAACUUUUUUAUAUUACCCAAAGCUGUGAAAUACAUAAAAUAUAUAUAUUUGCCUCAUAAUUGCCAUUUGGACUUCUUCAAGAAUAAUUUACAGCAUUAGUUUUAAAUUUUUAAAAAUUGUCGUAAACUGAUUAAUAAAAAAAUUGAAAUAGCAAAUUACUUAACAAUAAAAUUUUAAUAUUUGAAAAUUUAAACCAUUUCUUUAGUGGAAUUGUUGCUAAAAUUUAGUUUAGUAAGCACUGUAAUAAAAAAAGAAUUUUGAUGUUUCUUUUCUCAGAAAGAACUUUGUACUUGUGUUCUUUGUUUACAGUAUUAAAUUUCGGGCAAAGUGAAUAAAAAGUUUUUUCAUCAAGAAAAUUGAAUUAUUCCAGUAUAAUACAAAUUGAAACAGAGGUUUUGUUUUAUUUUUAUACUAAAUGAAUAAUUUUUUGACAUUACGUUUUAGUUUUGGUGCCAGAUAUGAACUAUUAUAGCACUACUGUAAGUAGCAUUUUUCUCCAGUUUUAAGAUUUGUACUGGUUACUUAUUAUUUUGAAAGAUACAAAUUACAUGUAAACUGGAGCAGAUUUACAUCAUAAAUCUAUUUGUGCUCUCUUCUUCUUCAUGCUUAUAAUGAAAUUAUUAAAAUGAAACACUUAACACAAUGAACAGAUGGUCAAAUUUUACAAUUUUUUUAGCAAAACAAUUUAAAACUAGUAUUUAUAAAUUGGUGUAACAUAAUAGUUUGCUAAGAUUGCCAUCAGUUUGCAUUUUGUACAAGAAAGAUAAAAUGUGCUAAAAAAAGUUGAGAUAAAUUAGUUUUAUUGCCACGUUUUCAAAUAUUAAGGUAGAUUUAGAUACUAGAGAAUCAUAUGAACAACAGUUUGUGUAUUAUUGAUAAAAAAAACUAACGGUUUAAGUCUAAACUGCAUUUUCUAGUGCAGUGAUUUAUAAGGUUGGUUAAGAAUCUCGUUGAACUUGCGUAAUAAGAGGUACAAACUGGGCAAAUUUACACGAAGUUCAGUUGAUAUUUUACUCCUAAAGUUUGAAUUUAUAAAACCUAAACUCAAGUAGUCAUGUGAUGUUUGAAAAUAAUUGGUGUAAAACACAUUAAAACUGUAAACAUUAAUUGGAUAAAGGAAAGUAAAAAGUUCAGUGUAAAUGGUGGUUUGAGCCAAAAACUAGUAUAUAAUUUAUAAGUAAGUUUUGUGUAAUUUUCAUAUAAUAAAAAUCCUUAUUUAAUAA
Limulus polyphemus (Atlantic horseshoe crab) is the source of this 5805-nucleotide messenger RNA. RefSeq names its product AP-2 complex subunit alpha-like. The record is from RefSeq and is a predicted model, not a curated record. NCBI's taxonomy places the organism in Eukaryota, Metazoa, Arthropoda, Merostomata, Xiphosura, Limulidae. Gene Ontology annotation, biological process: clathrin-dependent endocytosis; intracellular protein transport. Gene Ontology annotation, cellular component: membrane coat; AP-2 adaptor complex. The transcript is spliced from 24 exons. The coding region runs from base 167 to 3034 and encodes 955 amino acids. Gene Ontology annotation, molecular function: clathrin-cargo adaptor activity.